Linnemannia hyalina is the source of this 726-nucleotide messenger RNA. NCBI's taxonomy places the organism in Eukaryota, Fungi, Mortierellomycota, Mortierellomycetes, Mortierellales, Mortierellaceae. The record is from the annotation of a GenBank genome assembly.
AUGGCUCAAAGCGACAACAACACCCUCGCAGUUCCCGCCGAAGAGAGCAAAUACGUUACCGUCUUCAACGAUCCCGUCAACUUCAACGCCAAACACCCUCUCCACAGCUCAUGGACCCUCUGGUUCGACAACCCCGGAAAGAAGUCCAAUGCUAACAACUGGGAGCAGUCGCUCAAGGAACUCAUCACCUUCGACACCGUCGAGGACUUUUGGGGUGUUUACAACAACAUCAUGAAGACUUGCGACCUCGCCAUCAGCUCCAACUACCAUCUUUUCAAGCAGGGAAUCAAGCCAAUGUGGGAGGAUCCCGCCAACAAGCGCGGAGGAAAGUGGAGCAUCCAGUUGCCCCGCAACAAGACCAUAAGCGAAAUUGACAACAUUUGGCUUUUCACCAUGCUUGCCUGCAUCGGCGAGGCCUUUGAGUACGAGAACGAGGUUUGCGGAACUGUCGUGUCGGUUCGUAAGGCGUUCUUCAGGAUAGCCGUCUGGACACGGUCAUCCGACAACCAGGACAUGGCUUUGAGCAUUGGGUACGCAGAGUCACACAAGCUUUUCUUCUUUCUGUGCACGAAUGACUACUUUGUGCCAACAACGGUUCUAACACCUUCAUUGCUCGAACCCACUUUUAGACGUACUCUCAAGAAGGCCGCCAACAUCCACGGCACCAUGGAGUUCCAGAGCCAUCACGAUUCUUCCUCGAACGCGGGCAAGGCCUGGACCGUCUAA